This is a messenger RNA of Pieris brassicae (large cabbage white), 2258 nucleotides long. RefSeq names its product UDP-glycosyltransferase UGT5-like. Lineage: Eukaryota; Metazoa; Arthropoda; Insecta; Lepidoptera; Pieridae. The coding region runs from base 643 to 2187 and encodes 514 amino acids. The record is from RefSeq and is a predicted model, not a curated record. The transcript is spliced from 4 exons. Gene Ontology annotation, molecular function: UDP-glycosyltransferase activity.
AGUAAAUUUGAUUUACUUAAUGAUCUUUUUGAUAACCAUGCCUUGAGUCCCGUUCAGCUAAAGCAUUUAUCUGUUCCUUAACGAUAGCAUUACGAUGAAAUCACCCAAAAGACAAGAUGAGAACAGCCAGAACGGACAAGGAGCGAGUGUAUUACAAAAUAUUACGCAACCAUUGCAACACGUAUUGGUUACCCAUUCGUUAGCGAUGUAAUAUUCAUGUUUGCCACCUGUUAUAUUCUAUAUUGUUUAAUCCUAAAACUCAUUUCUAUUUCAAUAACGUUUUAGAUUUUUAGGAAACCAUAGUUUACACUCGUUCGAAAACUAUAACCUUGAAACCCCAUCUCAAAACUCUUUUUUUGCAAAUCCUUUAAGGUCUUUUCUGAGUGACUAAGGCUAUGGAUGGAUAACUUCCCGUUCCUAUUCUAAUCCUAGCUGACCUGAUAUUAUCAUUAUUCAUGUGUACUUUUUCUUUAAGUGUGUUUUUUUAUUUAUUUAAAUAUAGCAGCGGCGUUUGUUAUCUGCGGUAGAGAUUACGCCCAUUUAAAACACCACGUAAUCUUGACCAGAUAAAAGACCAAUCGAAGGCCUUGAUACUUUAGUAUAAAUACUGAAGUCAGCGACAACAGACUUAGUAAUUUCACAAUGCAUACAUUAACAAUUUUGGUGUUAUCAUAUGCAUUGACGGUAGCAAAUACAGCAAAGAUUCUCGCGGUAUUUCCAACUCCAUCCGUAAGCCAUCAAGUUGUGUUUAGGCCAUUAAUGCAAGAAUUAGCAAGACGAGGACAUGAUCUAACAAUCAUAACUACAGAUCCGAUAUACUCCGCCGGUAACUCUCCAAAAAACUUUACAGAAAUAGAUGUUCGUGAUAUAUCAUACAGAGUUAUGAAGGAAAAUUUAACAUACAAUGUUAAAUUGGGAAAGAAGUCUGAUAUAUACGAUCAGAUGGAAAGAUUUGUAGUUAUGAAUACUAACUUGGCAUCUGUUCAAUUAAAGCAUCAACGAAUCCAAGAUUUAAUUAACGGACAAGAAAAAUUUGAUUUGAUAUUCGUUGAAGCCUGGCAAACACACGCUUAUUAUUAUUCUUAUAUAUUUAAAGCUCCAGUAAUAUUAAUUAGUUCAUAUGGUAUGUUCGGAAAUGAAGAUACUGCUGUAGGUGCUCUAACGCACCCGUUUUUAUUUCCGAAACUAAUUCAACAAAGAACAUAUAAUCUUACAUUUUGGGAGAAAGCUCAAGAGUUAUACAGAAAUUUAUUCUUUCGAAGACUGUGGUCAUCAAUGGAAAUAGAUGAUGGUAAUAUAUGGCGUCAGAUCUUGGGAAUAAAUGUGCCCGAUUUCAAGGAAAUAAAUAAUAAUAUUGAUAUGAUGUUUUUAAACGCUCAUCCAAUGUGGAUUAGCAAUCAACCUUUACCACCUAAUGUCAUUACAAUUUGGGGUAUUUAUAAAAACCAAAGGAAAGCUUUACCUACGGAUCUUCAAAAUUAUCUCGACUCAUCCAAAAACGGUGUGAUAUACUUAAGUUUUGGUUCCAACGUUCUCUCAUCGGUUCUAUCUCCUGAUAGAAUACAAUUAUUUGUUCGGGUGUUUGCUAGAUUAAAAUACGAUGUAUUAUGGAAAUGGGAAAAACCAGAACUACCUGGUAAAUCGGAAAACAUCAAGAUCUCAAAAUGGCUGCCACAAUCAGAUUUAUUAAGACAUCCAAAUAUAAAACUGUUCAUCACGCAAGGUGGUUUGCAGUCCACUGACGAGGCUAUAACUGCUGGAGUACCAACAAUAGGAGUGCCGAUGCUUGGAGACCAGUGGUUUAAUUCAGAUAGAUAUGUUUAUUUCAAAAUUGGUAUGAAACUUGACAUGGAGUCCCUCACUGAAGAAGAAUUAGAAACAGCUAUUCAUACCGUUAUAGAUGAUACCAGUUACAGGGAAAACACAGUAAAACUCCGGACACUCAUGGAGGAUCAGCCACAGAGUGCGUUAGAUCGCGCGGUGUGGUGGACAGAGUAUGUGCUGCGCCAUGGAGGCGCGAAGCACCUUCGAUCUGCCAAUGCUAAUAUGUCCUGGAUUGAGUACUAUGAAGUAGAAUUUGUACUUAAAUUAGCAUCUCUCUUACUAAUUUCAUUGGUGAUAGUCGCAACUGUUUUGUACUACACGUAUAUCAGUUUAAUAACGAAACAAAAACUUAAAACAUAUUAAAAGGAUAUUAAAAAGGAUAUUAAAGUGGUUGCCUGGAAGAGAUCGCUCGUAAGCGAUAAGGCCGAAAGUUG